AAGGAAGUGAGCGGCCUCGGUCUCUCCCCAUCCGGGGCAGCGGGGAAUGGCUGAGCCCACGGUUAGCAGCCACUCCUGCCGCCGCUGCCGCCGCCGCCCGCGUUCGGCUCGGGCUGCAGACUUUGCCAGGUAGGUGGUGAUGUCAUCCCCAUUUCGAAGAUGAGGAAACUGAGGCUAAGAAAAGUGAAUGACUUGCCUAAGAAUUUUAUACCUAUUAAGUGAUGGAGCUGGACACAUUUCCAGGACCCUAGCAUUGUGAGACUCAUUUUGGAUUCAUAGCCCUUAAGAUCGACCCGGUCAGAGCUCAUCAUGUCAAAGUUGAAAAGCUCAGAGUCAGUCCGGGUGGUGGUUCGCUGUCGGCCCAUGAAUGGCAAGGAAAAGGCUGCUUCGUACGACAAGGUGGUGGAUGUGGACGUGAAGCUGGGGCAGGUGUCGGUGAAGAACCCCAAGGGAGUGGCCCAUGAAAUGCCCAAGACCUUCACCUUUGAUGCCGUCUACGACUGGAACGCCAAGCAGUUUGAACUCUACGACGAGACGUUCCGACCACUGGUGGACUCCGUCCUGCAGGGUUUCAAUGGGACGAUUUUUGCUUAUGGACAGACUGGGACUGGGAAAACCUACACGAUGGAAGGAGUCCGGGGUGACCCUGAAAAAAGAGGGGUCAUCCCUAACUCUUUUGAUCACAUCUUCACCCAUAUCUCUCGAUCCCAGAAUCAACAGUACCUGGUCAGGGCUUCUUACUUAGAGAUCUACCAGGAGGAGAUCCGAGAUCUCCUCUCAAAGGAUCAGACCAAAAGGCUCGAGCUCAAGGAGAGGCCGGACACUGGAGUGUACGUGAAAGACCUGUCUUCCUUUGUCACCAAGAGCGUGAAGGAAAUAGAGCACGUGAUGAAUGUGGGGAACCAGAACCGUUCUGUCGGUGCUACCAACAUGAACGAGCACAGUUCCCGUUCGCAUGCAAUUUUUGUCAUCACCAUCGAGUGCAGUGAGGUGGGCCUCGAUGGCGAAAACCAUAUCCGGGUAGGGAAAUUGAACCUUGUAGAUCUUGCUGGCAGUGAACGGCAGGCCAAGACCGGUGCACAAGGGGAGAGAUUGAAGGAAGCUACCAAGAUCAACCUGUCCCUUUCAGCCUUGGGUAACGUCAUCUCUGCCCUGGUGGACGGCAAAAGCACUCACAUUCCAUAUCGGGACUCAAAGCUUACCAGGCUCCUCCAAGAUUCUCUCGGUGGCAAUGCUAAAACUGUGAUGGUGGCCAACGUGGGGCCUGCCUCGUACAACGUAGAAGAGACUCUAACCACUCUGAGAUACGCCAACCGUGCCAAGAACAUUAAGAACAAGCCAAGGGUCAAUGAGGACCCUAAGGAUGCCCUCCUUCGAGAAUUCCAGGAAGAGAUUGCUCGGCUCAAGGCCCAGCUAGAAAAACGGUCCAUUGGCAGAAGGAAGAGGCGAGAGAAGCGGAGGGAAGGUGGGGGCGGGGGUGGGGGUGGGGAAGAGGAGGAGGAGGAGGGAGAAGAGGGUGAGGACGAAGGGGAUGAUAAGGAUGAUUACUGGCGGGAACAGCAAGAAAAACUGGAGAUCGAGAAGCGGGCCAUUGUAGAGGACCACAGCUUGGUUGCAGAGGAGAAGAUGAGGCUGCUGAAAGAGAAGGAGAAAAAGAUGGAGGAUCUGCGGCGGGAAAAGGAUGCUGCCGAGAUGCUGGGCGCCAAAAUCAAGGCCAUGGAGAGUAAGCUGCUUGUUGGAGGAAAAAAUAUAGUAGAUCAUACAAACGAACAGCAGAAAAUCCUGGAGCAGAAACGGCAGGAGAUUGCAGAGCAGAAACGUCGAGAAAGAGAAAUCCAGCAACAGAUGGAAAGCCGCGACGAGGAGACCUUGGAACUGAAAGAGACGUACAGCUCAUUGCAGCAAGAGGUGGACAUCAAGACCAAGAAGCUCAAAAAGCUCUUCUCCAAGCUUCAGGCAGUGAAGGCAGAGAUCCAUGACCUCCAAGAAGAGCACAUCAAGGAGCGGCAGGAGCUGGAACAGACACAGAAUGAGCUCACCCGGGAGCUGAAACUCAAGCAUCUUAUUAUAGAAAACUUCAUCCCUCUGGAAGAAAAAAGUAAAAUUAUGAAUAGAUCCUUCUUUGAUGAAGAGGAAGAUCAUUGGAAAUUACAUCCUAUAACCAGACUGGAGAAUCAACAGAUGAUGAAGCGGCCAGUGUCAGCUGUGGGAUACAAGAGACCAUUGAGCCAGCACGCAAGAAUGUCCAUGAUGAUUCGUCCAGAGGCUCGAUAUAGGGCAGAAAACAUCGUGCUGCUGGAGCUGGACAUGCCCAGCCGGACCACCAGAGACUACGAGGGGCCCGCCAUUGCCCCCAAAGUCCAGGCCGCGUUGGAUGCAGCUCUGCAGGAUGAAGAUGAGAUACAGGUGGACGCAUCAUCCUUUGAAAGCACUGCAAAUAAGAAACCCAAGGCCAGACCUAAAAGUGGAAGGAAGUCGGGAUCCUCCUCCUCUUCCUCAGGAACCCCCGCAUCUCAGCUUUAUCCACAGUCUCGGGGGCUGGUUCCAAAGUAAACCCACUUCCUCCUCUCCCAGAGUAUAAACAGCGUUUGCCUUCUGAGAGAAGAGACAAGCAAAAACCCGCAGAGAGGACUCAAGCCCAAACUCAGAACCAUUCCGCUGGGGAGGAGUGAUGGCCUCUUUGCAGAUUAACCAACUUAAUCUGGUUGAAACAUGCUGGUCAUAAUCUGGCACUCAGCUCCUCUGGGAACCGUCCUUUAAUUAGCAUCUCAGAAAUGCAUGGGUAAGGUAAAGCGCGAUAGCCGAAGUGGAAAGCAAGAGAAUGACCAGAGACCUUGCUUCCCUUCUCCCUUUCCUCCUUCUCCUCUCCCUUCCCUUGCCCUCCCACCCUCUCCCCUCUCCUUUCUAGCCUGUUCUUUACACUGGGCUCCCUUCUUGUUGAACAAUAGGGCAGAAUCAGGAGUCACCUUAGCAGGACCAAGUCUUUGGAGGCUCAGGAUAAAAUGAUACUGAGGUUGGAAAGCGAAAGCCCUAGAACUUGAACAGGUGCUUGUUUUUGUAGGUAGAAAUGAGAAAUCUCAUUUGGAGCCAAGCCUCCGAGGGGCACGGUCCAUGCCCCUCAGUAAGAAGUGGAUCUCCCUCUGGGAUCUGCUGAAGGAGCAGAUGUUUUUCGAGGAAGCUACCGACUUCUGCUCCAGAAGGAUUCAAUGUCAGAGGCAAUAGAAAUAACAUUCCCUUUGCCUCCUUGGAGAGUUUAGGGAAACAGCUUCUUGAAAACCUCAAAACCAUGACCAUCUUGUCAAAGACAUAAAUCUGUAAGUUGAUGCCAUGUCCAUACACCGUGUCACUUUACUCUUCAUUUGUCACCAUUUUCCCCAUGCACGCAUGCUCUGAGCAUCCCUGCCUGGGCCCAUCCUCUGCCUCCAGAGCAUGCUCUGCAGUGGGCCUGAUGUGUGGGAGAAGGGAGGCUGGCUCUGCCUUCUCUGAUGGGACGAGAGCUGGGGGGACGAGACACAUAGUGGCACUUUUGCAUCCCCCGUUUUGUUCCAUAUUUGCAUAGAGAGCAUUGGGGUGACCAGGCAGGUCAAGAGUCAAGAGGCUUGGUGCAUUGGCAAGGGAAGGCAUAACAGAUGGAAGCAGAGGAAUCCUGCCUGCCUUCAGCGGAAAACUCACCUAAUCCUAGAACUGUGGCUCUUCUCAGGCAGAGCCAAAGGUGGUGGCGAGGUGUGGCUGUGCGAUCGCAUAGGCUCAGAGGAGAGAGUUAGGAAUUUCCGUUUACAUAUACUAGUUUGGUUUGUAAGUUUUAGUUCUUUGUAUUAUUGAAAUUCAAAGCUUCAUUUUACGUUGGUCAUUAGGUGAAUGUUACUCAUUUCCCCCUAAGAGAAGCUCAUAAAUGUGUGCGGGUGUGCAAGCACAAGCUUCCAGUGUGUCUGCGUGUGUUUGUAAGAGAGAGAGAGAGAUCAAGAACUUGCCCGACUUUAGAAAUACGCUACCGUGCAGUUGUUGCCUUUGUCUGUAUUAAAGGCCCGUUGAAUGAUUAAUCCAGGCUGGAAGCUCCCACGUUGGUGUCUGAGUCCACGAGCCAAGCCUGAGGGGACAAUAUGCGUCCCCAGUCGGCCACACCGCGCACCUUGCUGGCACGGUGCCUCGGGAAGGUGGCGACUCAGGUGGGCCUUGAGUUAUACUUUAACUCAGCUGCUCAGUUCCCAGGGCACAUUUCUGGAUCAGAACCCGUGGGAAAGAGGAGGUACCAAGUGCAAUGUCUUAGUGCUCUACAAAUGGAGCUCUGUCGUCUGACAGCUUGUCUCCUUUUUAUAACCAUUCUUUCUGAACCCAGGGCCCUUUUCAGCAAUUCCCAGAGCAUAAUGGAGGCAUCCCUCAUCUUUCUCGGGAUCAAACUCGGCUUCUUUAUUAUUUACUAAGAAUUUACCUGUUUGAACAGAAACCAGAUAAUGAGGUGGGUAGCCUCAGAUGGUGACCUGCCGGUUACACCUCUCUCUUGCACCACAUUUCCUCGAAGCUAGUCUGAAUUCUCUAGGCUGAACAUAUCCAUUUGGCAAAUCUGAGAAUUGAAAAUUGCAGAUAACACUGUAGCUGAAUACUGAUGUCUCGAGGUGGCUAUUCUGACCACAGGUGAUUGAGUGACCAUAGAACUUUUCUAAGAAGGCAAAAGAAGAAAGCCAAGUUGACAGGCAGGAUUAUGAAAACAGGCUUGCCUUGUACUUGGCUGUGUUCAUCUGGUGGUCUGUGAAACAAAGUAGAAGAACCCCUGGGUGGAGGUGAAGCCGUCCCGUCCCAGAGCAGUCUCUGGUGCUUUUCUUCUCUCAAAAUGGAUCCGAGAAAUGUUCGAAUAGAGUAGACAGUAGAAUGUCUUGCUGCCACCGGAAAGCUGCUGCUUUGGGCUCUGAAUUGAGCCAAAUGUGUAGACCUACCAAGUCGACUGAGGGACCUGGUUUUCAUGUCUGUAGUCAUGCUAGAAUGUUCCAAGCCAUCUGAGGGCCUUCAAGUCAGCAGCAGCUAAUGAAGUCUGGCAGCAAGUCUAACAGGAUCUAAGCAGCUCAUCUGAGAGAAGGAGUUUGAGACGGAGUGUGCAACCCCCCUCAGUGAGGCCCCCUUUUGCUCUGAUUGGUAGGAAUGUAUCUGGCUUCAGAUUUCAAAUCCCAUGUCUCCCAGGCCCCUGGAUUCAGAACCCAAGGCCACAAAUCAUAGGCAUGAAGCACUUUCUUAAGACUCCGCCCUAAUAUUGGAUUGUCCUCCGUCGAAUGCCUGCAUGCUGCUUGAAUCUCACCACCCGCACCUCCACGACCAAGGGCGUAAGAGAGUUCUGCAGCUCAGACGUGGGCCGUGCCCCGCUUCUGUCUGACUCUUGUAAGUCCUCCUUCACUGAAUGUAGAAUCGUUGCCAGGUUUCUGAGAAGCGUCGAUUCCCUGUUAACGUGGGAUAUCAGUUCUGCCUCGCAUUUCCCACUUGAGGUCGAGGUUCACUGCAAACAACGCCUUGGGCCAUCUCAGCACCAUCAGUGGACGAAAAGGGGGCUAUUAAUAUUCUCUGAAAGCCAUAAUCGGAAUGCUCAGAGGGACCUGGAUAAGAAGAGUGGGCCUGGCUAUUGUCUGUCAUGCAGGGUUUUGUCUUGUACUGUUCAGAAACCUGCCCCCCUUCUCCCCACCCUUGUUUCUUGAAUGAAGUGCUUUUGAGGUUAUUUAUGAAGGGAGUGAUCCUGGGGCAGGCAGGAGGCAGUGGGCUUUAUGGCUCUUUGGAGUUACUAUCGAUCUUGACCUUCUCUUUGGCUACCUUUAGACAAAGAAUAUGCCAAUACUUGGGGCUCUAAUUUUACAACUCAUAUUUAUUUGUAUCAUCUCUUUGUCUAGGAAUGUAAAAGUGAUUCUAAACUAAGAUGUGUAAUAAAAAUCAAUCAGAUUUAUUGUACUUACAAAAAGGUGUCCUCAUAAAUGACUAACGUUUUUGAAAAUGACUUGCCUGUGGCUGACACACUGACAAUUUCUCUAAACAUUUGAAUUUUUCUAGUGAAAGGAGGGUGGGAAUGGAAAAUGAAGAUUGAGUUGGAAUGUUGGCAUUUUAAAAAUAUAGCAAUGAGGUAAAGGGACAUGAAAUGAAGAAAGAGUGACAAGUGCUUCUCGUGUUUUUCCAUGAAGGUUCCUGAGACAGGCAGGAAAUUUCUUUUAAUUUCUGUGUUUUGUUUUUUAUGUUUCUUUAAAUUUAUUACAUAUUAUACUUUAAAAUAUAUAUCUUUUUUUAA
Molecule: messenger RNA, 6256 nt
Organism: Orcinus orca (killer whale)
Lineage: Eukaryota; Metazoa; Chordata; Mammalia; Artiodactyla; Delphinidae
Gene: KIF3B
Product: kinesin family member 3B
Exons: 10
Coding region: 310-2553 (747 amino acids)
Biological process (GO): microtubule-based movement
Molecular function (GO): ATP binding; microtubule motor activity; microtubule binding
Source: RefSeq, a predicted model, not a curated record